AUGGCGACUCGGCACAUGCACUUCGCCGAGGAGCCGCCGCAGGUUAUGAAUCAGGCUGACCUCGACCGCGCCAACGAGAAACUCGAGAACGCCGACGACGACCUCGAACGCUCCUCCAAGGCGGACCACAGCGACGGCGACAACGGCCAUGCCAACCACCGCCACGACCCCCGCGUCCCGAGCGGCGACGGCGAGAAGCUCGAUAGGUUGGGCACCUACGACAAGUAUGAGUUGACCGAGGACGACGCCUAUGAAGAGUUGGGCUUCUCGUAUCCCUCGUGGAAGAAGUGGUAUAUCCUCUCCGUCAUCUUCAUCGUCCAGGUCUCGAUGAACUUCAACACCUCGCUCUACUCCAACGCCAUCCCGGGCAUCAGCGAGGAAUUCGGUGUGAGCGCCCAAGCCGCGCGCUGCGGUGCCAUGAUCUUCCUCGUGCUGUAUGCCUUUGGCUGCGAGCUGUGGGCGCCUUGGUCUGAAGAGUUUGGCCGUUGGCCCAUCCUCCAGCUCUCGCUCUUCCUCGUCAACAUCUGGCAGCUUCCCGUGGCCCUCGCUCCCAAUUUCGCCUCCAUCAUGGUCGGCCGUGCCCUCGGUGGUCUAUCUUCGGCCGGUGGCUCCGUUACUUUGGGCAUGAUCGCCGAUAUGUGGGAGUCUGACACCCAGCAGUACGCCGUGGCAUUCGUCGUCUUCUCGUCCGUGGGAGGCUCCAUUCUUGGUCCUAUCAUUGGAGGGUUCAGUGAAGCGUAUCUCAGCUGGAGAUGGUCCAUCUGGAUCCAGCUCAUCUUCGGCGGCUUCGUCCAGGCUCUCCACUUCUUCACCGUCCCCGAGACCCGCACCACCAUCAUGAUGAACAAGAUCGCCAAGAAGCGCAGAAAGAACGGCAACCCUAACGUCUGGGGCCCCGACGAGCUCGUCCCCGUCUCCGAGCGUUUGACCGUCAAGGAGAUUCUCAAGACGUGGUCGCGCCCCUUCGUGAUGUUCUGCACCGAGCCAAUUGUCCUGGUUCUCUCGCUGCUGUCCGGUUUCUCCGACGCCCUGAUCUUCAUGUUCAUCCAGUCGUUCGCGCUCGUCUACGACCAGUGGAACUUCUCGACCGUCGCAGUCGGCUUGUCCUUCAUUUCCAUCGGUGUGGGCUACAUCAUCGCGUGGAUCGCCUUCAUUCCCGCCAUCAAGCGCAACAUCAAGGAACGACAGGCGAAGCCCAACGACGAACGUGCCCAGUACGAGUCGCGCCUGUGGUUCUUGCUGUACACCGCUCCAUGCUUGCCCAUUGGCCUGUUUGGAUUCGCGUGGACCAUUCAAGGACCUCCCAUUCACUGGAUUGGCUCCAUGAUCUUCGCUGCGAUUGUCGGAAUCGCUAACUAUUCCAUCUACAUGGCAACGAUCGAUUACAUGAUCUGUGCGUAUGGUCCAUAUUCUGCAUCGGCGACUGGUGGCAAUGGCUGGGCUCGUGACUUCUUGGCCGGUGUGCUUACGAUUCCUGCCACGCCUUUCUUCUCCAACAUCGGUGCCGACAGUGGGAACAACCUCGAGUACGCAUCUACCAUUCUGGCCUGUAUCUCGGCCGUUCUGGUGGCGGCCGUGUACGCGGUGUAUUACUACGGGCCGAGACUUCGAAAGCGAUCUCCCUUCGCCCAGCGACUUGCGGAUGAGGCUCGAAAUGGCAGCGUGGACGGCACGGCGGUGCGACGUGCUAGCUCGAUGGCCUUCCCAGGUUCUCGACGAGCGAGUGCUGUGGCUCGCCCAGGCGUUGGCGACAGAUCAUACUCGCAGAGCGGAAGAUUCUUCGGCGAGUCUAGGAAGAGCACGCCCAGAGGCACUCCGGCUGCGAGUCGCGCGGCGAGUCGUGCCAACAGCGUCGCAGGGGCUGCUCCUCGAUCAGGCGCUCGAACGCCCAGGUUUUAG
Molecule: messenger RNA, 1899 nt
Organism: Zasmidium cellare ATCC 36951
Lineage: Eukaryota; Fungi; Ascomycota; Dothideomycetes; Mycosphaerellales; Mycosphaerellaceae
Exons: 4
Coding region: 1-1899 (632 amino acids)
Biological process (GO): transmembrane transport
Molecular function (GO): transmembrane transporter activity
Source: RefSeq, a predicted model, not a curated record